This is a messenger RNA of Pocillopora damicornis (cauliflower coral), 1825 nucleotides long. Its product is annotated as adenylyl cyclase-associated protein 2. The record is from RefSeq and is a predicted model, not a curated record. Gene Ontology annotation, cellular component: cytoplasm. Gene Ontology annotation, molecular function: adenylate cyclase binding; actin binding. Lineage: Eukaryota; Metazoa; Cnidaria; Anthozoa; Scleractinia; Pocilloporidae. Gene Ontology annotation, biological process: cytoskeleton organization; actin filament organization; cell morphogenesis.
CUCCAGCGCCUUUUGUUGUCUUCAGAACUGGGCAGCUGGUUUCACGAAAAAAAAAAACCUAAAUUAUUCAUCAACGUUGGUGUUGACCGUAAGAUUAUGGAAGCGGUCCGCGCAGGCGAAAUAAGACGAGUGUUUCGGUCUAAAUGUGAAAUCCAACUCAAAAUGCCAGUAAAUCAAGCGACUCUUAGCAAGCUAGAAGCCGUCUUAGCCCGACUGGAAUUAGUAGCCGAUAAACUUGGCCUAGCUGAGUGUUCGAUUAAAAAAGGAGGAACUGAAGCGGACAUACAGGCUUUAGUGGAGCGUCUCGAAAACGUGGCAGGAAAACUCGAACAGCUAAAAUCUGGAGCGAGCGGCGAAGGAUCUGGAAAGAUUGUUGAGUUCUACGAUGAGUUUCUCAAGGGGAAGAUACAGGUCUUUUUCAAAUUAUCAAAUGAAAUAGGAGGCGAUUUGAAAGCACAGGUGGAUCUAGCCAAAAACACUUUUCAAGCACUGAGGGAUUUUCUGAUGAAAGCUUCUCAAACAAAAAUACCUUCUAGAAAUGAACUUGCCUCCAUGGUUAAACCCAUUGCUCAGUGUAGAGAGGAAGUGGAGGCUUUCCGUGACCGUAACCGUUCCAGCAAGCAGUUCAAUCAUCUGUCAGCGGUCAGUGAGGGAAUGGAUGCAUUGUUAUGGGUUGGAGCGCCCGGAAAACCAGAUAUUUUUGUGAGGGACAGAAAAGAUGGAGCAGUUUUCUACGCAAACCGAGUUUUGAAGGACUUCAAACAAAAUCCAUUGCACACUGAAUGGGCUCACAGUUUCAUCGGCGCUUUGAUUGAACUACAACAGUACUGCAAAGAGUUCCAUCCGAUGGGUGUCACGUGGGCGUCUUGACUGAGAGAAAGGAAAAUACAUAUACUUUUAAUGGCCGCCAGUUAAUCUAAGAGAGGCUGGGUAAUGCACAAAAGAUAGAGGCUCACUGGCGACUAAAAACAGGAGGAUAAACCUCGAAUGAUUUAAAAAUGAAUGAAAAAUAGCAAAAAAAAUUUAAUGGUAUUUCUUGUUCUGUUUCGUUUUGCCUAAAAAAAAGAGUUUGUCGUUUAGCAAAUACGAAUAAGUGUACCUGCAACCACCGUGCCCAAUUCCCCGCUUCUCGUCUGGACAUAUAGAGCCGCUUAGACCAAAGAAGCAGUGGUCACAUCAAGGAACUUGGGUAGUUUUUCUUUUCUAGUCUGUGAAUUUUUGCGGUAAAAUUUUGAGACAACGGUAAGUCAACCCAACUUGGAUUGGGCGGAGCUAGGAGCCUAUUUUAGGCGGAGUUGUGUUUUUGGUGAAGGAAAAAGCCAGCACUACACCAAGCUUGUCUCGCAUAAAAAUAUGAAUGAGUGAUCGGCGUAUAUUUUCAAUGGGCCACUGACCUCAACUUCACCUCAGUAUAUUAGAUAUUGUGAUUAUUCUAAUAAACUGCGUUAAAAAAUUGCCGAUGGUUGCUAAAAACCCUCGCGUUUCUACAUUUUUAACAAUCCCCGUCAACCCUAAUACCCAGCGUCCAUAGAAACUGGGACGAGCGAUAACCAUGACGUCAUCAGAGGAACAGAUUUGCGAUGAGAUUAACUGCUCUCAACGAAAAUUGACGUGACACAGUUUUUCCUCCGUGUCGCUCUCAACAUGAAUAUAAUUUGAUCGCCUUGAUGUUUGUUGUUCCCACAGAGAUUAUUUCAUGGUACUAAACAGCCUAUUUGAUCUUUUAAUGAAAAUGGCUAAAGUUAUUGUAAUAAUUUUAGACUCCAGAGUUAACCUGUUGUAUCUUAAUCAAAAUAGCAAAGGAAGACAUUGUUAAAUUGAGUAA